CUUCCCUGUACCCAAACCCCCUAGCUUCCCUGAACCCAAACCCCCUAGCUUCCCUGAACCCAAACCCCCUAGCUUCCCUGAACCCAAACUCCCUAGCUUCCCUGAACCCAAACCCCCUAGCUUCCCUGUACCCAAACCCCCUAGCUUCCCUGAACCCAAACCCCCUAGCUUCCCUGAACCCAAACCCCCUAGCUUCCCUGUACCCAAACCCCCUAGCUUCCCUCUUCCCUGUACCCAAACCCCUAGCUUCCCUGUACCCAAACCCCCUAGCUUCCCUGUACCCAAACCCCCUAGCUUCCCUGAACCCAAACCCCCUAGCUUCCCUGAACCCAAACCCCCUAGCUUCCCUGUACCCAAACCCCCUAGCUUCCCUGAACCCAAACCCCCUAGCUUCCCUGUACCCAAACCCCCUAGCUUCCCUGAACCCAAACUCCCUAGCUUCCCUGUACCCAAACCCCCUAGCCUCCCUGUACCCAAACUUCCCUACCCAAACCCCUUCCCUGUACCCAAACCCCUAGCUUCCUGA
Molecule: messenger RNA, 526 nt
Organism: Oncorhynchus keta (chum salmon)
Lineage: Eukaryota; Metazoa; Chordata; Actinopteri; Salmoniformes; Salmonidae
Exons: 2
Source: RefSeq, a predicted model, not a curated record